Molecule: messenger RNA, 4995 nt
Organism: Pteronotus mesoamericanus
Lineage: Eukaryota; Metazoa; Chordata; Mammalia; Chiroptera; Mormoopidae
Gene: SLC35A3
Product: solute carrier family 35 member A3
Exons: 8
Coding region: 319-1299 (326 amino acids)
Biological process (GO): pyrimidine nucleotide-sugar transmembrane transport
Cellular component (GO): Golgi membrane
Molecular function (GO): UDP-galactose transmembrane transporter activity
Source: RefSeq, a predicted model, not a curated record
GGGCCGCUUCGCUUUCGGGACGGAGCCGGCCAGAGCCGAGCCGGGGCCGCCACAACGGAGCCGGGAACGGCGUCGCGCGGGCCGCGGCGGCAGCCGGAGCGUUUGGGGGACAGGACCGCGGGAACCCGGAAACGCCCGCGCCGCACCGGGCAGGCGGCGGAGGGAGCGGACGGCGCCGCGCGGCCGGGGACCCGGGGGACGCGGGGGACGCGGGGGGCCCGGGGGGCACAGCAGCCCCGGGCGCCCGACGGAGCCGAGCCGUCGCCGCCCGAGCGCGCAGCCGGCCGAGCUGCCCCGCAGGCAGAUGCAGAUAAAGCGAUGUCUGCCAACCUAAAAUACCUGUCCUUGGGGAUUUUGGUCUUUCAGACGACCAGUCUGGUUCUAACGAUGCGCUAUUCCAGGACUUUGAAAGAGGAGGGGCCUCGCUACCUCUCCUCCACCGCAGUGGUGGUCGCUGAGCUCUUGAAGAUAAUGGCCUGCGUUUUGUUAGUCUACAAAGACAACAAAUGUAGUCUAAGAGCACUGAAUCGAAUACUACAUGAUGAAAUUCUUAAUAAGCCUAUGGAAACGCUUAAACUUGCCAUUCCAUCAGGGAUAUAUACUCUGCAGAAUAACUUACUCUACGUGGCACUGUCCAACCUGGACGCAGCUACCUAUCAGGUCACGUAUCAGCUGAAAAUUCUGACGACGGCACUAUUUUCUGUGUCUAUGCUCAGUAAAAAACUCGGUGUGUACCAGUGGCUCUCCCUGGUCAUUCUGAUGGCCGGCGUUGCCUUUGUACAGUGGCCCUCGGACUCGCAGGAGCCGGACGCGAGGGAGCUGUCGGCGGGCUCGCAGUUCGUGGGCCUCAUGGCGGUGCUCAUAGCCUGCGUCUCCAGCGGCUUCGCCGGGGUGUACUUCGAGAAAAUCCUCAAAGAAACCAAGCAGUCGGUGUGGAUAAGAAACAUUCAGCUGGGUUUCUUUGGGAGCAUGUUUGGACUGAUGGGUGUGUACGUUUAUGAUGGAGACCUGGUAUCAAAGAAUGGAUUUUUUCAGGGAUAUAACCGACUGACCUGGACAGUUGUUGCUCUUCAGGCACUUGGAGGUCUUGUAAUAGCUGCUGUUAUCAAGUAUGCAGAUAAUAUUCUAAAAGGAUUCGCAACCUCUUUAUCCAUAAUAUUAUCAACACUGAUAUCUUAUUUUUGGCUACAAGAUUUUGUGCCAACCAGUGUCUUUUUCCUUGGAGCUCUCCUCGUGAUAACAGCCACUUUCCUCUACGGCUACGACCCCAAGCCCGCAGGAAACCCCACGAGAGCGUAGCCGUGGCCGCCCUGACUGCUUCUCCCACGGCGCGCGCCUCCGCGUCCUCCGGCUCAGCGGGCUCCUCGACCCCGAAGGCAUCGCGCUGAAUCUGACCACAGUGUCUAAAUGGUUUGGAAAUACAAGUGUUGAAGGGUGAAAUAUGUGUGUCUGUCACAAAAUUCCUACCACAUCUAGGAAUCAAAACUUGAAAGUGUUUCCAGGGAUUAGAAUUAUUGGAGGAGACUUGAAAUCUGAGGUGAGAAAGAUUGGGCCAUUUCGAUCGCUGCAGACAUGUCCUGUGCUCUCCUCGCAAGAGCACAGACGCACACGCGUGACAGCUGUCAGGUCAGCUUCUGCGGCCAGACCGAUUUCAUUUUAGCCAGCGAUUUUGUCUUACUCUGCCUGCACAGUUACAGCAAAUUACAUGGGAUAUUCAGAGUUUUGAUAUUAUAAUUUCCUGUAAAGCUGUGAAGAAAUAGAAGUAUCACCUGAAACACAUUUACAUGUUCCCGAGAUUUCUAUAUUUAUACAAAAAUUGGUAAACAAGAGUGUGCUAGAUGCUGUUUGUUCCACUACACAAAUUGAUGAAGUGACCUUCUGGGUCUGAUUUGUCAGAGAACAAAACUCCUAGUCCUGUUUAAAGUUCACGGAGAGGGAUGCACCCGCCUGUCGCCGCACCCCCUGCUCUAGGCCUCCCCGGCCGCGCAGCCGCUGCCGCGGGGGCCAGAGCCGUGCGCGCUGGCGGGGCCGUGCUCUCAUCCCGCUGCAUUUCUUUUCUGUGACCCUGAUAAGCCUCUAAUAGUGCUUUAAAUUAAAUUGCAGUGUAUGUUCAUUAAGGUCCUAAUAUGUAAUUUUAAAGGGAUUAAAUACUCAUUUAAUAACUUAAAAUAAAAUAAUUAUUAUCUAAUAUCUCCAUUUGGAGAGUUUUGAACUAUCAAGGCACGUACUGUACACAAUUAGAAUGGUUUUAAUGAGCAUUUUACCCACUGAUCUGUAAAAUCUACAGCUGUUGACAGAAACCACCACCAAAAAACAGUAGGACUGACGUCACGGGAUUGAGACCCGAGCGACUUGUCUUGGAGACAUCCCAGGUUGUCGCGCUGCUACGCUCUUCUUGGUGGCCCUCUCACCCACGCCCCAGGCCGCUCAGCAGAGCUUCGGGGCCUCUGCGAAGCCCCUGUCCCCAGGCUGUUCCGGUCCCAGAGUGGAGCCCCCCUUCUGUGCUGCUGGGCGGAGCCGCCACCCAGCACGGCUUUAAAAUGGCGGUUUCUUUUCCACUUCGAUUAGCACUGGAGUUGGAGUUGCAGAUUCCAUUAGUUAUUUAAUACAUUGGUACAAGGGAGAGAUAAUAUAGCAAAAGGAAUAAGAUGAAUUGGUGGGCAAAAAUACUUUCUAAAACUGGAAUGUGGGUUUAAUUAUUGGCCAGACAGAAUCACCCAUUGAGUAGAAGUAUUUUACUUUAUUUUUUCAUUCAUACUUUAUAUAUUUUUUAAGAAGCUUCCUGUUCUAAUAGUAUAAAAAUGGUAAGAAAUAAAUAUUUUUAUAUCUUGGGGACUCUGUUGGGCAGAAUUUGGCUCAGAAACUCCAUUUACAGAGCCUCGGGUGCCCUGUGCCGCUCUGGGCAGCUGUUGCUUUAUGGGUACAGCCCUGGUCUCCAUAGGCCGUGGGGCUAAUCCGUUUCACCCAGAGUUUAAAUGGGUUUAAAAUGACAAAAUAUUUGAAAUCAUUUUGCUGGUGAUUCCAGUUGGGCACCAGGCAGACUUUCUGGAAGCCUCACUGACUGAUCUUUGGUGGCCAGGUAAAAGCAUCUUCUCAACUAUUUGUUUAGUAACUCCCACGCUUGGAGCGCAGUGCUUUCGGACGGGAUGGCUUGCAGGCUCCUACCUGGCCUAAGCCGUGCGGAACCCAAACCCCGCAGAGGCGGGGAACACGGGGCUCAACGCAGAGGUGCGUGUGCGUCCGCAGGGAGUCCUGCCGGGGCAGUUUAAUCAUGUAUUAAUUCAGGAGCUGCUCACAAUGAAUUGUGAAUUCAAGUUUAGCCUGACCUUAUUUUAACACUUCAAAAAAUAACCCAGGAGCGUGACCGGAUAUCCAGUAUGUUAGUUGCAGUGAUAACAUAUUUUCAGCUGUCCAAAAUAACACACUUUUCAAGAUUCCCAACACAAUUUAUAAAAUUAUAAUCAAGAGUUGUGAAAAAAAGAGAAAAUAGCCUAAAGUAUACAAGUAUUUCAAAGCAAUUUUUAAUUGUAUUUUUCUUUUCUAGUCAGGUUGAAAACAUUAUUAGAGAUUGGGUGGUAUAGCUCCUACUUUUUAAUUCAUAGAGAAAUAGUCAUAUUUGGGGGAACCUGUAUUCUGGGCCAGGUCACAUUUGUACACAGAUGGUACAGUUCUUGUGGUGGGGGCGGGGGACGGGGUUGUCAUCACCUCCAAGAGCCUUCUUGUGUCAACCUUUUAUAGUGACAGCUCCUCGAUUAUGUAAAUUCUUACACUUUUUAAAGUUCACUUAUUAUCUCUCAGCUACUUUUUUCACUAUAAAAAUACGCUAAUUCAUGGGAGAAAAGCGCCCGCUGAUAGAUCUGUUAAAACUGAAGAACGUGGAGUUUGGGAGUAACAGUCUGAAAGGCUGCAGACGCCACAGUGGGGACAGAGCGCAGUCUGCCAACAAGCGAGUUGCCCUGGCCACACUGUGGGCCACGCUUAUGGUGGGAAAUGGAGCUCAGAGAUGCGAAAUUUAAAUGUUUACGUCAGUGCGUGGUGAAUGUCACAAUUUCAUGAAGGAAGAGUAGUUUGAUAUUUCAACUGGGUUCUAAGAGACAGCAUCUGAAAGGAAACCAGCUUGGUACUCGGUAGAUGUGGGGUGACGCUGACUGUUCUUAUUAAGGAUUGAUACACCUUUCCUGCAUAUCAUGUUAGUGGACUUUUAAAAUGCCAUUGCAUAGUCAUUCAACUGAGUCUUUUUUUAAAAAACAGGGUGUAGCGUUACUCAUUUUAUUUACAAUUUUAUUGUUAUAAUAUUUAAUGACAUGUGGAUGCAUGCUUUGCAUAAGAAAACGUUUAUAAAAUUUAUUUAUGCUAUAUUGAAAUACAUUUUAAGAAUCUCUAGGAUAUGUAGCAUAUUUAAAGUAAUUAUAGGAUCAAAGAAAAAGCACCUUUAUCAAAAUCUGGUCCUAUGUGCCUUGCUAUACCAAAAUACCUGACUUUUUUUCUGGAGAAUAUUACUGUAAUUCACAGCUUUGGACGCAUGGGCAAAACGAGGACGUUGUGAGAAUAACUGUAACUCAGCGUUUGGUCGUCUCAACAUUGGCCCUGUAAGUCCACUACCCGACAAGGUUAGCAGAGGCCCACCCUGCACACGGCGUCGGCAGGUGGCGCUCGUGGGCGCCCGGGGCGUCCCCUGUGCGUAGCGGCCCUGUUUUGUGUUACCGCUUGUUAUGAGAUAUAAUUUACUGUGAUUUAAACAGAUAUUUUUAUGGGUUCUGAAUUUGUAUGUCUGUGUAUUUUAUUUGUGUAGGAAGAUUCUUUUGGGCUUGGGAAUGUAAUUUGUAUAUUUAAAUUUUUUAUGACAUCAUUCAAAGAAAUAUAUAAACUGGUCUUUUGUUAAAUGGAUUUUUUUUAAUGGAUAAGUUUCGUCGUCAUUUUUUGGUAUCCAGCUGUCUACUUAGUAGAUGUAUGGAAACAGUUAUUUUCGUAACUAACCGUGUAACUUUCUCCCCG